Messenger RNA from Ostrinia nubilalis (European corn borer), 901 nucleotides. It is a transcript of the gene eca, whose product is annotated as transmembrane emp24 domain-containing protein eca. The transcript is spliced from 4 exons. The record is from RefSeq and is a predicted model, not a curated record. Gene Ontology annotation, cellular component: endoplasmic reticulum; endoplasmic reticulum-Golgi intermediate compartment; COPII-coated ER to Golgi transport vesicle. Bases 47 to 748 code for a protein of 233 amino acids. Lineage: Eukaryota; Metazoa; Arthropoda; Insecta; Lepidoptera; Crambidae. Gene Ontology annotation, biological process: intracellular protein transport; Golgi organization; endoplasmic reticulum to Golgi vesicle-mediated transport.
AAUCUUUUGACAUUUGUGUUGGGGUGACGUGUGUAAUGUCAAUUUUAUGUCGAUUGUGAUUUUGGUUUUCGCCGAAUACAAUAUCCACAAAAAUAUGGAAUUAUUUAGGAUUUCAUCAGUUUUAUCAUUGUUCCUAUUGUUGGACUUGACUUCGGCUUUGUAUUUCCACAUAGCUGAAGGGGAAAGGAAAUGUUUCAUUGAAGAAAUACCCGAUGACACUUCAGUAAUAGUAAACUACAAGGUGGAGUUGUACGACCCCCGGUCGGGCGGGUUUAUGCCGUCGACUCCUGGCAUCGGUAUGCACGUGGAAGUGAGGGAUAGCAACGACCGGGUGGUGCUGUCGCGCGUGUACUCGUCAGAAGGCAUGAUCUCCUUCACAUCAAAUGUCCCGGGAGAGCACGUCAUCUGCAUGUACUCCAAUAGCACGUCUUGGUUCAGUGGAUCACAGUUGAGAGUCCACUUGGACAUCCAAGUCGGUGAGCACGCUGUGGACUACGCCAAUGUGGCACAAAAGGACAAGCUGACGGAGCUGCAGCUGAGGAUACGUCAGCUUCUAGACCAGGUGCACCAGAUCACUAAGGAGCAGAGCUACCAAAGGCAUCGUGAAGAACGUUUCAGACAAACUUCAGAAAGCACAAACCAGAGAGUCCUCUGGUGGAGUUUACUUCAGACUGGUGUGCUCGUUGGCAUUGGCUACUGGCAGAUGAGACAUCUCAAGAGUUUCUUCGAGGCUAAGAAAUUAGUGUAAACAAAACUUCAUUGUUUUACAUUGUAUUUUUCAUUUUGAGUUCACUUUUCUGUUCUAAGUAGUUUAAUACAAACAAUUUUUGAUAGUUUUGUUGUCCUGUUGUGUAUUGUGAAUGAUCUGUAUAUUUUUCAAUAAAAAAAAAUUAUUCCACAA